AUGGCAAGUUGCUGGUCCUGUCUCCUGACUCAAUCUCGUGGAUCGAUGGCAAGUUGCUGCCCCCCAGAUUCCUGGCCAGCUUGCCAGAAGCCCGAUGACUACAAGCCCAAGGGCACAGAGACAAAGAUAGGCGAGCUGCCAGUAUACAGCGUGGGCACCGGAGACAAGGCCAUCUUGGUACUGCCCGACAUCUUCGGCUGGUCGUCCAACCAAGGUAGGCUCAUGGGUAUCGCAGACACCCUGGCCGAUCAGGGGUACAGAGUGCUGCUUUCAGACCCCUUCUACGGAGACUCUGCCGUGGGGAAGGAGGACAUCAUGGGCUGGGUCACACAGUUUCCUUUUGACAAGAAAAUUGGUGCCGACAUCGAGGCAUGCGUAAAGCACCUGCAAGAUCAGGGCUGCAGCAGUGUGGGCGCAGUUGGCUUUUGCUGGGGCGUCUGGGCAUUUUGCAAGUCUGCCUCCAUGGGUGUGCCCCUGAAGUGUGGCGUCGGACCUCAUCCCAGCACACGGCUGGAAGGGGCAUUCGGCGGAGAUGAACAGGCCAUGAUGGACAAGGUCAACAUGCCAGUCCUCCUCAUGCCAGCUGGCAACGACCCUGAGAACCUCAAGGAGGGCGGUGCGAUCGCCGAGUCCCUGGCAAAGAAGGGUGGAAAGUCCGUGACAUUCCCGGACAUGCAGCACGGCUGGUGCUGCCGUGGCGACCUCGGUCAAGCGGAGGUGAAGCGUGAUGUGGAGGCAGCCAUGGAGCACAUGGUAGACUUUUUCAAGUCCAACCUCUGA
Molecule: messenger RNA, 780 nt
Organism: Symbiodinium sp. CCMP2592
Lineage: Eukaryota; Dinophyceae; Suessiales; Symbiodiniaceae
Source: the annotation of a GenBank genome assembly